AUGAACCACCUGUCGCUCUGCCAGCGCAUGUACAUCCGCAGCCGCAGACCCUUCCGCAUUAUCUUGAUGAGACACGCGGAGUCUGAGGGCAAUGUGGAUAAGUGCGUGUACUCUUCAACUCCAGACCACGCGCUCAAGAUCACAGAGCGGGGAAAACGUCAGGCGACUCUUGCUGGCAGGGAGCUCCAAAAGCUGAUAGGGGACGAGAGCGUGUACUUCAUAGUCUCUCCGUACACGAGGACGAGGAUGACCUACAAGAUAGUCAAGGAAGGGUUGGAGCAAAGACAGCACUUCGCGAUGAAGGAAGAUCCCAGGCUGCGAGAGCUGGACUUCGGCAAUUUCCAGGAUUUAGAGACAAUGCAGGAGACCAUGGAGAAGACGAGAAGCGCUUACGGCCGGUUCUGGUUCCGGUUCAUGAACGGGGAGUCCUGCUCCGACGUGUACGACCGGGCGACCGCGUUUUGGGAGAGCGUGUUCCGCUCCAUGGACCACAGCCCCGGGACGCGCUUCCAGAACUACGUCAUUAUCACGCAUGGGCUCAUGAUGCGGCUAAUCUUGAUGAGGUAUUUCCAGUGGAAGGUGGAGUUCUUCGAACGAGUGUGGAAUCCCAGCAACUGCGAGACCUGGAUAAUGGAGAGAGAUGAGAGAGGAAGCUAUCGGCUCCUGCUGCUGUAG
Messenger RNA from Ectocarpus siliculosus, 675 nucleotides. The record is from the annotation of a GenBank genome assembly. Lineage: Eukaryota; Phaeophyceae; Ectocarpales; Ectocarpaceae.